Cryptomeria japonica (Japanese cedar) is the source of this 519-nucleotide messenger RNA. Its product is annotated as glycine-rich cell wall structural protein 1.8-like. NCBI's taxonomy places the organism in Eukaryota, Viridiplantae, Streptophyta, Pinopsida, Cupressales, Cupressaceae. The record is from RefSeq and is a predicted model, not a curated record. The transcript is spliced from 3 exons. Bases 1 to 519 code for a protein of 172 amino acids.
AUGUGGGGUAUGAUUCAGACCUUGACCUUGAUUUUGAGACCUCAGGGCCGAGUGGGCAACAGUGGCGGAGGCAGCGGCCAUGGUGGAUACGGUGAAGGAGUGGAGUUGGUUAGAAAGGCAUUGGGCGGGGGUGCCACUGGGUACCCCCACAGUGGUGGCAAGGCACCGCCCACUGUGGGAAUACACAGUGGCGACCGGGCCCUUCCACAGAGGUUACCUGCAGUAGGAGGCCCCCACCUCCAUUGGGCGGGCGCAGGGGGCGGUGGCGCGGGGGCGGUGCGGCUGGCGGUGGGCGGCGCGCUGGCUGGGCACGGGCGGGUUGGCGGCGGCGCGCGGGCGGGCUGGCGGCGUCGCGCGGGCUGCUGGCGGCGCGCGGGCGGGCGGGCUGGCGGCGUCGCGCGGGCUGCUGGCGGCGCGCGGGCUGCGGGUGCUGCACCGGCGGCGCGGCGGAGGAUACCGCCGGCGGCGGCGGUGGCCGAGCGGGGGGCCGCCUGGAAUGGGCUGCGCGUUUUUAGAUAA